Messenger RNA from Coregonus sp. 'balchen', 1065 nucleotides. Lineage: Eukaryota; Metazoa; Chordata; Actinopteri; Salmoniformes; Salmonidae. The record is from the annotation of a GenBank genome assembly.
AUGAGAGAACAGAAGUGGCAAGUUGUUCUCAUUAACGGAGAUCUCAGUGAAAAAUAUCGCCAUCUUGGUUUCAAUAACAAGAAUGACAUCAGCCACGUGACUGACAAGUUGGACUUGAAAGGUGUCAGCAAAGAAGAUGAUUGGGAAGACAAUGUUUUAACAACUCUGUUGAAAAACAAUGUGAAUCUAGUUUUAGUCAAUGGAGAGGCUAGUGAAAGACUCACCCAGCACUGCAUGAGACACCGUAUUCUUGUGGUUGAGAGGGUGAAGUCCGCCAUUUUGAAGGACUUUGCAGAAACAACAGGAGCUGUCCCUGUCACCUAUGCCACACAACUGAGUAAGCACUGCGUCGGCACCGGGGUAGAAAUCUCCAUAUGGAGAGACUGCAGUGGCAACCGAAGGAGAGCAUCAAUGGCUGUGAACAUUGUCGCUGAUCGCACUGCGCUGGUCACAGUGGUCCUCACCAGCUCUGUGCACAGCAAGCUGCAGACCUUAGAGGACCGUUUCUGGGGCUGUGCCUAUCGGCUACACCACACACUGAAAGACAGGAAGCUGCUCCCUGGUGCUGGAAAGACUGAAUUGCUUUGCAUCCAUCACCUUCAAAAGCACAUUGAAGAGAAUGGUGUGCAAACAAGAGGCAAAGAUGGAGCCUCAGUCCCACAAGCUAAACAAGGAAGAGCAGGAAACCCACACAGGGCUGAUGUGUUUCAACUCAUGGCAGAUGGUUGGAUGGACUACAUUUCCACUCUGUUGUUGAACAGUGGAACAUGUUCAAAAGUGGACGCUUGGACUACAAUCAAUCAGCAGCUGAAAGAUUUGAAUGGAGGAUUAUCUGUAGAUGCUAUUUUCUCAAGAAUGCUAUUGAGAGAUGACACUGAGGAUGAUAUGAUGUCCCCAGAUAUGAAGCACAGUGCAGGGAAGGUCUAUGACAAUAUGACAGUGAAGUUGGAAGCAUGGAGGAAAGCCCUGGAUCUUGUUUUCCUUGUGUUACUGACAGACACUGAGAUCAUUACUGGCAUAGAUCCUAAACAAAUGGAGGGGCAAUUAAAUGUUAUGGUGCUUUGA